UUCCGUGGUGUUAUUUUUACUUCUUUUUGUUUAUUUUAUGUUUAUUUUUAAAUAAUCUGUUUUCACGCACAAUGGUUUGUUCAAUCCGUACUAUUUAAUAUUUGCGUUUACAAGCUAUACAACUAUAAACAACCAUACACAGCUGUUUUUUAGGUUUUAUUUACACAUAUUUCUAUACCAUGUAAACUAGCCAUGUAACCAUGUGUCCUUGUUUGUAUGUUAGUCAACAAAUCCAUCAGCACGUAUCUAUGAGGUUUACCGCUGAAAGUGGAUGAUAAUGAGUGCCCAGCCUGAACAGAAUACCAUGGAGCAAGCAGGGAGAUCUUUUUCAUCCGACCAGAACUCUGCCGAGCUGGAGCUGAUGCGUCUCGUGAUAAAGUGCAUACGGCAGGCUGUCCUGGUGAGCGGCGAGCCGGCGCCGGCGCCGGGCCCCGCGCUCGCGGCGGCCGUGUGUCGGGUCGUAGCGCUGCAGGCGGGGCACGGGUACCACGCCGUCUACAAGUUGUGGGUCGAUCUGCAAACGGCAUCGCUGCGUAAAGUGCGCGCUCACCUCGCCCGGGGCGACAAAUCGCCGACUCACCAGCAACUGUCCACCCUCGAGUGGGCCGUUGUGGACCUAUUGCUGCUAUACGAUUCAACGCUCGAUGUGGCGGGUUUCUUCCACCCUGCCCAGCUGGCGGCGCUGGACCGCACCUUCUCUCUGGUACAAGUGCUGCGCCUGGAGCCGGAGAACGGGCGAGAAGUGUCUCCAGACCAGUGGACUCGGGCGGCGGACCGCUACUCCAGGAAGGGCGUGUCGCUGUCGGCGGUGGCGCUGCAGCGGCGCUGGCUGGAGAUGAAGCAGCACGCGCGCCGCCGCACGGCCUUCCCCGCCACGCCCUACGUGCUGCACGCCAUCCUCCACAGGUCAGCAAUAUAUAUCUGGAGAUGA
Molecule: messenger RNA, 931 nt
Organism: Cydia strobilella
Lineage: Eukaryota; Metazoa; Arthropoda; Insecta; Lepidoptera; Tortricidae
Exons: 5
Coding region: 272-931 (219 amino acids)
Source: RefSeq, a predicted model, not a curated record